This is a messenger RNA of Anopheles gambiae (African malaria mosquito), 1578 nucleotides long. RefSeq names its product phenoloxidase-activating factor 2. The record is from RefSeq and is a predicted model, not a curated record. Bases 205 to 1488 code for a protein of 427 amino acids. Lineage: Eukaryota; Metazoa; Arthropoda; Insecta; Diptera; Culicidae. The transcript is spliced from 5 exons. Gene Ontology annotation, biological process: proteolysis. Gene Ontology annotation, molecular function: serine-type endopeptidase activity.
GCUCGAAUCAGUUUCGACUGGACCGCAUCGCGGAGUGGUUCUCAAUUUUCUCCAGCACCAGCCCGUGGCACUGCCGUUGUUCUCGCAGUAGAAAAAUCGGCUCCACAGCCACCUACCUAGCUUGUUAAAGUUUUGGAAGUUAGCUCACACGUAAGAUUCGUGUGAUGAUCUCCAUUGCGGCGACAUAACUCAUCCGGUCUGACAAUGAUGCUUUGGUGGCGUAUAGGGCUAACGCUAGCUUCCUGCUUACUACUGGCGCAUGCUGAGACUGAAAAAGCUAAGCCAUGUGACGGUGGAGAGUGCGUACCAGUGACAAAGUGUAAAUCCGGCGAGCUUGAAGACCAUGGUGCAUACGUCAUCAGUCUACGGUUGAAUCCCGAGGACGAAUGUAGCUAUUUGGAAACGUGCUGCCCUUACCCAAAGGAUGAGGACGAUGAGUCGCGGGAUGAGUUGGGCGAACUGCUAAAGGCACCAGCAACAGGCAACGGUGCUGGACAAGCGUUCAAUGUGGCUGCCGAGCAAGUGCCUAGCGUUGCAGCGCAAAGAACUAACCUGUUGCCAUCCGGUGGGGCAAACAACGUAAAAUCGGAAAAUCUCAAAGCGGCAACGAACCGGCCUCCGACAGCAUCGGCGACUGGUCCCCAAACAUGCGGUGUGCGCAAUUCGAACGGUGUCCAGUUUCGUAUCACCGACAACAAUGACGGUGAAUCGGAGUACGGUGAGUUCCCGUGGAUGGCGGCCAUCCUUGAGGAGCAAAAGGCACUGGACCAAAUAAUAAACACCUACAUGUGCGGAGGAUCGCUCAUCCAUCCGUCCGUCAUCCUUACGGCGGCACACUGCGUACAGAACAUUACGAUCACCGCGCUCAAAGUGCGGCUUGGCGAGUGGGACACCCGCAGCUGGAAGGAACCAUUCCCGCAUCAGGAUCGUAGGGUGGUGGAGAUCGCUUUCCAUGAGCAAUUUUUCGCACCAGCCGCCCUGAACAACGUGGCAUUGCUGUUCCUGGACAAACCGGUCGAACUGAUGGAGACGGUCAACACGAUCUGCCUGCCCCCGGCGAACUACACCUUCGAUCCGGUGCGCUGCGUCGCAUCCGGCUGGGGCAAGGAUGUGUUUGGCAACGAGGGAAUGUUUCAGGCAAUUCUGAAGAAGGUCGAGCUGCCCCUGAUGCCACGGGGCGCGUGUCAGCGGGCGUUGCGUAUGACGCGCCUCGGAAGGCGGUUUAAGCUGCACGAGAGUUUCCUCUGCGCAGGUGGUGAAAAGGGCCGCGAUACGUGCAAGGGUGACGGUGGAUCUCCGCUCGUCUGCCCCAUUCCUGGCGUGGCAAACGGCUACUAUCAGGCCGGUAUAGUGGCAUGGGGCAUUAACUGUGGCAUAGAAGGUGUACCCGGUGUGUACGUGAAUGUGGCACUGUUCCGUGAAUGGAUCGACGAACAACUGCGGAAACGCAACCUCGCUAUUGAUUACUACCAGUACGGACAGGAAUGAGUACGAUCGCUAGAGUCCGGUUGCAUAGUACCAAGCAUCCGGCUAGCAUAGGAGUGUUAUCAGGAAUAAAAAGAAAAUACUUCCAAAGAA